AUGCCUAGACAUAAGAGUCAAUUUUAUUCUACACGUUCAACCACAACGUCUUCUGGACAGUCUUCAAAUAAUUAUGACGACUAUUGCUCAGAACAACAAAGUUCAGUGUCACCAUCACAAAGAGACUUUACUGCAGCAACUACCACUACCACUACCACUAAUACCCGGAAUAAAGAAAAUCCGAAAUGGUUUUCUUCUCUUUCAUUUAUUCCUUCUUCCGUACCACGCCGAGUGCUCUCUUCUUCUAUAGUACAAGUUGCUUCUCUUGUGAUGAUAUAUUCCUUAUGUAUGACGUUCGUUAUGAUUAUAUUCUGUACUUCAUACUUUCUUACAUUUUAUGAUAAUACCCGGAGAACCAUCAAAACAUCACGAGUUUGGUCACAAAUAAAAAGUGGUAUAAGAAACCGAGCUUCUAUGUUAGGUGGAGAUUGGGAAGAAUUUUUACAAAAAUAUUUUGAUCAAUCAAGGGAUGGAUUCGAUGUGAAUAGAAAUGGACACCUUGGUGGUUUUAGUAAUCAAAAGAAUUUUAAUGGUAAUAAUAAUUCAAAAGAUAAAGAAUGGGAAGAUUGGCUUAAAAAUACGAUGUUUAAAUUUAUGACAGUAGUUGUGGGACAAGAGAUUUCAAAUAAAUUUCAACAAACAACUCAAUCAUCAUCAUUUUGGGCUAAACAAACUACUCCUAACGCCAAUAGAAAAUGA
Messenger RNA from Diversispora eburnea, 699 nucleotides. The record is from the annotation of a GenBank genome assembly. Lineage: Eukaryota; Fungi; Glomeromycota; Glomeromycetes; Diversisporales; Diversisporaceae.